Molecule: messenger RNA, 1299 nt
Organism: Lobosporangium transversale
Lineage: Eukaryota; Fungi; Mortierellomycota; Mortierellomycetes; Mortierellales; Mortierellaceae
Exons: 4
Coding region: 30-1157 (375 amino acids)
Source: RefSeq, a predicted model, not a curated record
UGAACAAACGAAGCAGGAAAAAAAGUAUCAUGGAAUUCAGUUUUACAGCAACGCCUUCGACCAUACCCACUGUAGCACCCACAGGAGUUACAUCGCCUGAGCAAUUCGCUGGAAUCUCUUCAGGGACACAGCAACCAAAUUGUCUACCGAGCACUUUUACAUUUACCACUAGCAACAGCAAAAUGAUAGCAACAGAGGCAGCAAUAACAGGUCAGCAGACAAACCAGUUUCAAUCUCUAUUCCAACCUCAAUCCCAAAAUCAGUAUGAUCGUGUUUCAGUCAAAAAAGAGUAUGGAAUAGGUGAUACUUCUCAGUGGCGGAAGCGACUCAUUACUCAGAUUGAAGACCGUAUCAAGGAUAAACGGAUAUCCAUCCACAAUGCUCGCCGGUCAGGUCUACAACAGCCUCAGAAUCUAGGCGCAAAUCAAAGUAGCCAUGACAACAACCACUCAUAUAGUCCAGAUAUAGCUUUAUCAUCAGCAUAUUCAGCCAAAGCAGCUGGAUCUGUACCAGCAACAACAGCAACAACAGUGGCACCAACAACUUUUGCGAUAAUCGGUGAAUCUGGAGAAGACACGACUGCUUUUGACGUGGAGGAAGAAAGGAGGAUUGUGGCUGAAGUAUGGGAAACGUUCAAGAGUGAAAACUAUGAGGAGCUAUAUGAAGCAUUUCGGGGGAUGACCGACGUAGAAAUCGAGGAGAUUGAGCAAGACAUCCUCAAGUAUCGAUAUAGUACGGGUUACGACCCAACAUAUGACAUGGUGACAGAUAUGGAGGACCAAGGCAUGGAUGAGACCAUUGAGCAUUACAUGUGGCUAGAGUCAUCUUUAAAAGCAGAUCCUCAGGGUGACCCCGAUGUGAUGGCAGCAUUGUCGCUCUCUGUAACGCUCCUUUCAGGAACAACAUGUGUCCAAUGUCAUCAUGGGUUGAUUGUAUUUGAACCAACUGUCAGUUCAGAUCCAAUUUCGAAUCAAUCCAAAGGUCUCAGGGCGAGUUGCGCGGCUGCAUGUGGGUUCUAUCUGGAGAAGGAAGCGUUAUUAUACUUUGCCAACGCAGCACGGAGCCACAGUGAGAGAUGUCUCGGCCGAGUUCAACUUGCAUUUGAUGAGGAUACAGGUCUGCUGUUACUGUGCCCACAGUGUGAUUUACUCGCAUGAAGCUACAUACAUUCACGAUAUCAGAGGGGCAAGCAAUAAAAUUUGUGGAAGUGUGGAAUAGACAUGUCUAAAUAUGACUACAAGUGCAGUGAGCCAGACAAGCUUUUUUUUUUUGAGUCUUGUCCAUUUGCAAAGAGCAGAC